GAGGUCGGACCAACUCAAUCCAGCGCGCCUUUAGCCUCGCCGCGGAGAGAGGCUCGCCUGUCGUCUUCGAGCCGGCCGUGGGUAUGGUCUUCUCGUCAGAGCAAGAGGCGCACGAGUUUUACAACGCCUAUUCUUGAAAAGUUGGGUUCGGGAUCAAGCGGGGAAACAAGUAUACCACGAAGCCCGCAUGCUACAAAACAAUGCAGGAAUUCCUCUGCUCGUGCGAGGGAUCCAACAAGGAGGAGAACACAAAAUCUGCUAGGACAAAAUGCAAGGCUAUGGCCAGGCUAAAGAGGACUGCAGAUGAUGGAUGGUACUUCUCCACAGUCGUCCUGACCCAUAACCACGAGCUUGCAGACACUGCCAGAGAGAAGAAGGUGUGGAAGUGCCACAAUACCAUUGACUCGUCCAUCAAAGAACUGAUCAAGCAUAUGCGGUCUAACAACAUCCCUGUGAACAAGGUUUAUGGCGUGAUGUCCGAUAUACACGGGCGUCACGAAGAGGUUCCCUUCGGCAAGCGUUGUCUGAAGAAUCUAUGCGCAACCCUCGCACAUGAUUCAAGCCUCGACGACAUCACGAAGACGCUCGAUAUAUUCAGUAAGAUGCAAGCGCAAAACCCUGAUUUUUUUUACGCGGUGAAGGUCGACUCAGAGAGGCGUGUGCAUGGCAUUCUUUGGUGUCACUCGAAGAGCCGAGCUGACUAUCAUCUGUUUGGUGACGUGCUGACCUUCGACACCACUUAUAAGAGUAAUCUGUAUGAGAUGCCUGUGGGUCUUUUCGUUGGAGUGAACAAUCACUACCAAUCUGCGCUGUUCGGGUGUGUUAUUCUCAGAGAAGAAACAGAAGACUCAUUCAAGUGGGCAUUUUCUACCUUUGUUGAAGCCAACGGCGGAAAGACGCCGCAGAUGAUACUCACAGGUACCAGGCAACUUGGUGUCAUGUUUGUCUGUAUAUAA
Messenger RNA from Triticum dicoccoides, 956 nucleotides. Its product is annotated as protein FAR1-RELATED SEQUENCE 5-like. Bases 201 to 956 code for a protein of 251 amino acids. NCBI's taxonomy places the organism in Eukaryota, Viridiplantae, Streptophyta, Magnoliopsida, Poales, Poaceae. The transcript has 2 exons. The record is from RefSeq and is a predicted model, not a curated record.